AUGCUGACGGAAUACAAAAACUACAAGGCGGGCGGUCUCUUGAGAGGCCAGUACCGAAAGGUUUCCAACAUCAGUGAAGGGUCAUACGGGAUUGUCACUUUGGCACAAGACGCCAAGCACGAUAAUCGCCUUGUUGCGGUGAAGUACAUCACCGAAAACCCCAACCUGAGCUCGCGGGAUGCCACCAAGCCUAAGGAAGACGGCUCCGACGGCUCACGGAAGCAAACCAACACCUCCAACAAGACCAGACACUACUCAUAUGUGCUCCGUGAAGCGAAGCACGAGAUUGAAAUCUUGAAGAUCAUUGGUGACAAGCACCCCAACAUCACCGCGCUCUACGACCACUUCGAUGCCUAUAUUGUGCUCGAGUACUGCGCGCGUGGUGACUUAUACGAGGCGAUCCGCCUGGAUGUGGGGCCGUCUGCCACUUCCGACGUCAUUGACGUUAUGUGCCAACUCAUGGAUGGAAUUGAGUUUGUGCACAGCCACAACAUCUUCCACAGAGAUAUUAAGCCAGAAAACAUCUUGAUCUCCGACGACUGGACGGUCAAGUUGACGGACUGGGGGUUGGCCACCACCCAAAAGAUGUGCACCGAUUUUGACAUUGGCAGCGAGCGGUACAUGGCCCCGGAACUCUUUGAUGACACCAACCUUGAGGAGUAUGACGCAUCCAAGGUGGACAUAUGGGCGUUGGGGGUCUGUAUGUUGAACGUGGUGUUUCAUAAGAACCCGUUCCAGGCCGCCAACGCAUCCGACAAGUCCUUUGUGCUUUUCAGCGCCAACCGUGACUUCUUGUUUGACAUGUUUGCUAAUAUGUCGUACGACAUGUUUGGUGUGCUUCGCUACUCGUUGACGUUGGACCCGGAGAACCGUGAUUUGGCGAGCAUGCGUACCGAGUUGUUGCAUGUGGAGAACUUUACGAUUGACCACGAAAUGUCCGAGAUCGAGGACAAUGUGUUUACCGAUCUUUCGGCUCCACUAAUGACUCAGGGCGACGCUUCAGGCGACACUCACUUGGCAGUUCCACCGAAUGAGAGCCAACCAAUUGAAAUGGCAACUUCGCCCGUGGCAAAGUUUAUCCGUAACUCCCGGAAGCCUCUUGCCAUUCCCUCUACUCGCCCCACCGGCGUUUACCGUCCCAAUAUCAACAACCCAUACCCGUCCAAGGGUAUCAACAUCAACAAUGGCAACAACUACAACCUUCAGGACCACUUCACCCCCAAGUCGGUAUUCAACCGCUAUAUGGACAAGAUUGACCAGAAUAAGGAGACCGUGGCGGGCGUGCCAAACUCGUUUGUGAAGCCCUUCAAACAGCCCCGCAACUGGAAGCGUCGUCCGUGGAACCGUAACCGUAAGGCCAACAAUACUGGUAAUACCAGCUACAGCGGCUCGUACAACGGGAAUACUUCUGGGUUCAGCACCGUGAAUGUCAAGGAUGGGGCCAGACGCAGAGAGUGGUUCCCUGGUGAAACCUCUGGCAGAAGAAGCUCGCACUCGCACUCCAACUCGUACUCCAACUCGCACUCCUCUCGGCGUAGCUCUCAGUGCCGUCCGAGCAACUUUGUGAACGUCCAGUCCCUGGUUCCGAGGGAGUCGAACCCCCACGCUCGUAGAGCGUCGCUUGGGAUCAUCUACCCUCCCAGCUCCAGUGGAAAGUAUGUGCCACCAAACCUCAGAUCGCCGUUGCUCAACGUUACGGGUCCAAUCGAAGAGGACAAGCCUCAUCACGAUUACGAUUUGGACGAUGAAGUGUUCUUGUUAGAGGAUGAUUUUGAAGCUAGUGCUAAUGAGCUUUCCUCUCACCUUGGCCAGACCUCGUUGAACGGGGGGUCUGGGAUGCCCAUCUACGGCGAUAAGUACGCGAGAACACAGGAGUACCACCAUGAGGCCCACGGGGAGCCAUACUUCCAGAGUAUUUCGUCUACUUUGAUGGGAUCCCACCACGAUGGGGCGAUAAACCUGCAUGUGUUCAGGUCCGACGAUAAGGAUUCGGUCUUCAAGAAGCCCAACGGGGUGGUGAAGAAGAUCCCCGACUUUGACAGGGAGAGACCCCACUCCUCAGCGCUGCAUGAGCUGCUGAGAUUCAACGCAAAUCACAGAUUUAACGGAAGACACCAGACCCAGGCGUUUCUUGGAGCCACGUCGCCUCCGCGGAACGGAGCCAUGCCUCUGAUCCAAAUCCCACACGCGGUUCCUACUGUUUCGCUCAACUCCGAGAGAAACUUGUACAUCCCUCCCAACCGCCGUCAGUCGCAUUCUGCUGCGUCCAACACCAGACCGGGAUUGGGGGAGACAGCCGCUGGCAAGUUGACCUCUUUGGCGGACCAUGGAAGUGGCGUCACCACUCCAGAGUUUUCCAGACCCGUGUCAUUCUUGCCAACGAUCCACUCCGAGGUGGCCUCGCCCACUUCCACCUCUGUGCCUAUAAAAUCAACCAGCUGGUUCAAGUUCCACAAGAGCUGGGAUGAAUAUGACGAUGACGAUGAUGACGAUGAUGGCCGGGUAAGCCCGAGCUUUGGAAGCAAGAAGCAAGCGAUUCCUUCCAAUGCGAGCAUAAGCUCCGAUACCAAUGACUCGGUAACACUUUUCGACGAGCUCUGGAGCGAGCUUGCCCCAGGAUCGCAAACUCGGCUUCCGUCGUCAUUAAUCCCGGAUCUCAUUUCUCGCUUUGAAACCUAUCUUGGUAUUUCACAGGGGGAUCUUCUCAGCGAGAACGCGGCACUGGAGAUUCAGACGUUUUGUCAGGAAAACGGCGAAUUGAUGCUUUCCAAGGAUGACUUUGCAACCCUUACGGGUAACCGAAUCAACUUUCGGAUGCUUGAAGAAAAUCCGUUUGGUUCCUCAUCUCCUUCCCCCAUGAGUUCGCCGUGCCCAUCACCUACAAAGCGGUCCAAAGGCCCAAGCCACUUGCGUUCACAGUCGACGCCAGAUUUGCACAGCGAGCUGGAUCAGGUCUCAGAUCCGUUUCCAUUUCGUUCCCAGCGACACGCGUCUAUUGCUUCCUUCUCUCCGGUACCAAAAUACCAGUCAAGCAUCGCGGUGCGCCAGGUGAAGAAGCUACUUUUAGACCUUGAGCAUACACAUCUGCAGAUCCACCGCAAUUUCGACAGCAUCUCCCGCAGUCUUCUUCUGUUGGAACGGGAGUCACGACGUGACCUCGACCGCUUGGAGGGGUUGUACCACGAGUACGAGGGACAUAUAGUGGAUAUAAGGGGUCUCAACGAAGACUUGGAGUAUAUUAAGACGGGGGUAAAGGAGCUUUGGAGCACCAAAAAACGCAACAGACAGAGGGCAAAAGAGGAAGCCCCAGAAGCUGUCAAAGGAGAGUCUUCCUACAUUACCCUUGCGCCAGUGGAAGAGGAAACUCAAGAAACUCAGGAAAUCCCAGAAGCUGUCAAUGAGAAACCUUCCAGCAUUACCCUUGCACCAGUGGAAAAGAAAGCCCAAGAAACCCAGAAAAUCCCAGAAGCUGUCAAAGAGGAUACAGGUGAAAGACCUUUCAAAUCAAACAUUGAUGGGGGAUUAAAAGCCCCUUCAAACAGGGAUGCUACCAAAAUCCUUACAAAGAUGAAUAAAACCAAUCCCAUUUCUGGAAAAACAGCUGUUCCAACGAAGACGGUCACCCCUUAUAUCCCUGUUUCCUCACAGACCAUCUCACCAAAUACCCCUACACCAACAGAGAUUUCAGAGGUUGACGUUGAUCCACUCAGUUUACCCACUCUCGAAGUGGCAACGCCCUCAUCUCCAGAAUUGGUUAAAAAAGAACCAUUGGCUGGUCCAAGCACGCUCCAACUAUCCGGAGCUUCACAAUCCCCGCUAUUGUCGCUCAAGAUGCUCUUGUUCUCCUUCGUCGUCAUCAUCUUGGCCUACUGGAAGGCAUUAUAA
This is a messenger RNA of Babjeviella inositovora NRRL Y-12698, 3885 nucleotides long. RefSeq names its product putative serine/threonine protein kinase (gene KSP1). NCBI's taxonomy places the organism in Eukaryota, Fungi, Ascomycota, Pichiomycetes, Serinales. Gene Ontology annotation, cellular component: autophagosome; cytoplasm. The record is from RefSeq and is a predicted model, not a curated record. Gene Ontology annotation, biological process: peptidyl-serine phosphorylation; autophagosome organization; protein autophosphorylation. Bases 1 to 3885 code for a protein of 1294 amino acids. Gene Ontology annotation, molecular function: ATP binding; protein serine/threonine kinase activity. The transcript has 3 exons.